CAUCUAUUGAUCGUCCGACACACAAACUGGGACACGGAUCUGUCUGCGGGUCUCUGCUGUCGUCGUCUGAGUUCCACAUUUUUGUCAGUUUGUUGUUGAAAGCGGAAUAUUUAAGCGAGUCAGCAUGAAGCCAGCUGUGGCUCUGCUGCUCCUCGUCCUGCUGCUGCUCGACGUCUCCUCUGCUGCAGAAGAGUCGUGUGCGGGUCGCUGCGGCUCCUUCAACUCUCAGACUAAAUGUCAGUGUGACUCCAUGUGUGUUUACUACGGGAGCUGCUGCGCCGACUUCGACGCCAUCUGCCCCAAAAAGAUUGCUCGCGGGGACACCUUCGAGGAGGCCGACUCAACGACGACGGCUGCCGGAGUCACGCCAACGAGUCUCCCGCCAACGAGUCUCCCGCCAACGAGUCUCCCGCCAACGUUCAACACCACGGCCGCCGCUCCACAGCGUGCCGACGCCACGCAGCAGGGGCCCACGCCACCUGUCGACCCCGACGCCGCCGCCUGCAGCGGCCGGCCUUUUGACGCCUUUUUGCAGCUGAAGAACGGCUCGAUUUACGCGUUCAGAGGUGAAUAUUUCUUCGAGUUGGAUGACACGUCGAUCCUGCCCGGUUACCCAAAACGGAUCCAAGAUGUUUGGGGGAUCUCCGGACCGAUCGACGCUGCGUUCACACGCAUCAACUGCCAGGGGAAAUCCUACAUGUUUAAGGGGAACCAGUACUGGAGGUUUGACGGGGACGUCUUGGACGAGGACUAUCCACGGGACGUCUCAGUCGGCUUCGAUGGCGUUCCAGACGGCGUAAACGCAGCGUUCGCCAUUCCAGCACCGAGUCACCGCGGCAAAGAGAAGGCCUACUUCUUCAAAGAGGACAAGUACUACCAGUAUGAGUUCAAGCACCAGCCGUCCCAUGAGGAGUGCGUCCAGAUGAGCCGGUCCUCUCCGUCGAUGCUGUUCUCCCGAUACACCGACCUGUUCUGCGAUCAGACGUGGGAGGAUUUCUUCUCCGAGCUGUUUGGGAGCUCCUCGGUCAGCGGUCGCCACACCGGCCCUCGAUCCACCAGCACGGACUGGCAGGGCGUCCGGCCCCCCGUGGACGCGGCCAUGGUGGGACGAGUCUACCUGAGUCCCAAACCCACGCUGCCUCCUCCACCGGCGAGGAGGCGCAGCAGCCGGAGGAGGAGGCCCAGCAAGAAGCGUGGGCAGCGGAGGCAGAGCCGCCACGUGUUUGAUGACCUGUGGGGAUACGAUGACUGGUUCGACUACAGCGACUACAGCGACAUGUUUGAGACCACCAAGACCGAGUCCAAAACCACCCCGGUUCAAAAUGUCUACUUUUUCAAGAAAGAUAAAUACUACCGCGUGGAUCUGCAGAAAAAACGUGUGGACUCGGCCGUCCCUCCUUACCCACGAUCCAUCGCCAAAUACUGGCUGGGCUGCAAGACCGAAGAGACGCCCGACGCUUCCAGGGCAGAGAAGAGAUAAAGACAGACAAACCAGUCUGCAGAACGUAAAGAGAGAUUCACUCUCCUUCAUAGCAACAAGUCCUAAUCACACAAUGACUUUAAUAUAGAGUCUGUUAUUCUUGUUGUUGACGCAUUUAGUUCAUGAUAAACUCCCUCUGAUGUCCCCGCUGGAUUUAGGUGGAUGUGCUGACAUUCUGCAUGAUUUAAUAAAAUGUAGAUUUCA
Messenger RNA from Centropristis striata (black sea bass), 1684 nucleotides. It is a transcript of the gene vtnb, whose product is annotated as vitronectin b. Gene Ontology annotation, molecular function: scavenger receptor activity; polysaccharide binding; extracellular matrix binding. The transcript has 8 exons. The record is from RefSeq and is a predicted model, not a curated record. The coding region runs from base 125 to 1480 and encodes 451 amino acids. Lineage: Eukaryota; Metazoa; Chordata; Actinopteri; Perciformes; Serranidae. Gene Ontology annotation, biological process: immune response; cell adhesion mediated by integrin; cell-matrix adhesion.